AUGGAUUUGGCACCAGAUGCGGUAGACGAUGCCUACUCUGCAUGUCGAGAGCAGAUGCUGCAAAAGGUUUUGGCCAAAGACGGAAUUCUUCAGACAGAGCUUAGCAAGGACAGUGUAUUUAAGUCAGCAUGGAACGCAUCCCAGGGCUGCGAUAAAACAAUCUCUGGAGGUCAACGGGAGCAUACUCAGGCAUUGCAAAGUUUUGUUAAUUUUCGGGAUUUGCCAAAAAAAGUCAAUAAAGCUGUUAAGACCCAGGGUGGAAAUGUGGACAUCUACACCAACCAGUUCCAGUAUAAGUCCCUACAUUUCCUGCUGAUGGACGCCAUGCGCCUUCUAAACAAGACGGAGUGUCGCACUGUCUUUUCCAGCACUUUUGAUGACAUCACUGCAGUAAAAGGAGCUGAUGUGCGUUUUGGAACAUUCGUAUCAGCAGAAGGUGACCGAAGCUCUGCAGAGGAGGGCUGUUAUGAUGGUGGAACACUGUUUAACAUCACCACAUGGUCUGUGAUCAAUGUGGAAAGCAAUGUCUGUCGUUCAGAAGAAACCACCAUGUUAAUAUCCCCAGUGGAGCUGUUUAAAGUGGUGGAUGUGAAUACAAAUACAGAAUGCGAAAGGGAGAUUGUGUUGACCUCCUUAGGAUUCAAGAGUGAUCAUGAUUGUUACCUAUUCCCCAGGUAA
Molecule: messenger RNA, 678 nt
Organism: Sardina pilchardus (European sardine)
Lineage: Eukaryota; Metazoa; Chordata; Actinopteri; Clupeiformes; Clupeidae
Product: GPI-linked NAD(P)(+)--arginine ADP-ribosyltransferase 1-like
Exons: 1
Coding region: 1-678 (225 amino acids)
Molecular function (GO): NAD+ poly-ADP-ribosyltransferase activity; NAD+-protein-arginine ADP-ribosyltransferase activity
Source: RefSeq, a predicted model, not a curated record